AUGGAGGUGAAGGGCGUAGUGAAGAAGAAGAGGAGAGUGAGGAGGAGUGAAGAGGAGCCUACCUUGAAGAGAAGGAGGGAAGUGAGAGCAGAAGAGACCAGUGUGGCCAAGGAGGCAGAGAGGGGGGGAGUAGAGGAGACCCCAAGAAGGGUGGUCGUCCCAGAAGUGGUGGACAUCGCGUCGGAGGGGAUGGAGGUCGUCCCAGUAGUGGUGGAGAUCGCCACAGGGGUAGCGAGGGCCAUCCCCGGAGUGCAAGUAAAAGGUGGGGCGACUGGCCCUGAGCCAAGGAGGGGAGAACAACCCCAGGGGGGUCCUACACCCCAAGGAAGGGGAGUCAGUCUGACUACUGCGAUCUACCACGCUCGUGCAGUGGCUGGGCAGCUGGAGGGAGAAGAAGGCCCAACCAAGGUAGGGGCAAACCGCCUUGUGGGGAUUGUGGAAGAGGCAGCCUUGCGCUCAACAGCCAGAUUCAAUGAGGCUGAGCUGCUAAGGGGGUUAUACUCUGCUCAAAUUGAGGUAACCACCUUAGCAAGGGCUCUGCUGAGAAAGGCGGGAGCUAUAAAACUCAAGGCAGAUGAGGCCAAGACUCAGCUUGCAAAGUUGAAGAAGAAGAGUAAGGAGCUGGAGGGCGAGCGUGCUAAGGCAGUGGAGGAGAAGGAGAGCCUUCAGAAGGAGUUAGAAGCAGGGAGAGCCAAGGCGGCUGCUGAAAAGGAGAGCCUUCAGAAGGAGUUCGAGGCAGAGAAAGCCAGGGCAACUGCUAAAAAGGAGAGCCUUCAGGAGGAGUUGGAGGUAGAGAAAGCCAAGGAAACUGCUGAAAGGGCGACCCUGGAUAAGGAGUUGGCGGAGGAAAGGGCUAAGGCAGCCUCUGAAAGGGCGGCUUACCUCGAUCUGUAUGUGGCAGCAGUGGACCAAUUCAAGGGGUCUGCUGAAUUUUAG
This is a messenger RNA of Camellia sinensis, 936 nucleotides long. NCBI's taxonomy places the organism in Eukaryota, Viridiplantae, Streptophyta, Magnoliopsida, Ericales, Theaceae. The record is from RefSeq and is a predicted model, not a curated record.